Messenger RNA from Oppia nitens, 1965 nucleotides. Its product is annotated as putative Polycomb group protein ASXL2. The coding region runs from base 137 to 1957 and encodes 606 amino acids. The transcript has a single exon. Gene Ontology annotation, molecular function: DNA binding; chromatin binding. Gene Ontology annotation, biological process: animal organ morphogenesis; positive regulation of transcription by RNA polymerase II. The record is from RefSeq and is a predicted model, not a curated record. NCBI's taxonomy places the organism in Eukaryota, Metazoa, Arthropoda, Arachnida, Sarcoptiformes, Oppiidae. Gene Ontology annotation, cellular component: PR-DUB complex.
GUGGUUGUAUUGAUAAGUGUUAUGUUAUUGUAUUGAUGUUUAUGUGUCGCCAUUGUUAUGGUUAUGCCUUUAAUGUAGUGAUGAAACCGAUUUGAUUUGAUUUGAAUUAAUUAAUUGAUUGUCAUUUGGUUCAGACAUGAAACCCAAGAGAAGUCGUGGAAGAGCUAAGUUGAGUCAGUGCUCACAAAUUGCGCGCUUAAGAGAGGGAACCGUUGACCUGACGUCUGCCGACUCUAUUCUGGUUCACACAAACUUGAGGUCACUUCUGAAUCGCCAAACAUUCAUGUCUUUGCCAGUGUAUUAUCAGUACAAAUUGGUCCAAUUGCUUCCCAAGUUUGAUCAGAUGGUCACUCCCGAUGGUUGGAUCAAACCGAGCACUUCUGCGCUCAACAAUGAAUUCUUUGCCAAAUCGUGUCAGUCAUGGCUCGAAAGGCUUUCUGAUUCAAAGUUGACAUCCGAUUCGGACCAAAGAUUUAAGAUUGACGUUGAAAAAGAAAAGAGUAAAUUGGAUCCGUUUAAAGUCAAGUACUUUGAACCAAUUUGGGGACAAACGCUUGAAUCACAACAAGAUAUCACCAAUGAAUUUGAUCGCAUCCCCAAAACCAAGACUUCUAGUGAUUCAAAACAAGAGACCGUCCGAAGACUCCGCAAAAGAAGGCUAUAUUUAAAUAAGAAAUUGAAAUCACAAAAGAGAGUUAAAGCAAUUGCUAAGAAGUCAAUUAUCAGUUCCACAUCUACUACUAGUGUUAAUACAACUACAACUACUACAACACAAAGUGAAAUCAAUUUGAUUUGUGAGAGUGAGUCACAAAUAGCUGAGACAACUAUAGAGUUAACUAAAGAAGAUAACAAUAACAACAACAACAACAACAACAACAACAACAAUGAUAAUAACAGUAAUAUUAGUACUAAUAUUGAAGUGAGUGCUGAUAAUGUGAUUGUCGAAGAUAUAGUGAUCGAUGAAAACGAAAAUAUUGAAAGCAAACCAUCAGAACUUUGUUCAGUAGUUGUAAAGAAAGUCCAAAUAGAGUCAACUGUUAGCAAAACCGAUGAAAUAACAAAUGAAAUGACAAAUGAAAUGACAAAUGAAAUGACAAAUGAAAUGACAAAUGAAAUGACAAAUGAAAUGACAAAUGAAAUGACAAAUGAAAUGACAAAUGAAAUGACAAAUGAAAUGACAUCCAUUGUGUUGCCCUCCACUACAAGUGUGAUACAGUCUACUAAUAUUAACACUCCUUCAAACAUAACCGAUAAAUCAAAUGAUAUGUUAGUUAAAGACAAUGAAAAUGAUUUGAAAAGCAAGCGUUCAAAUCGUAAACGAAAUGCAAACACUAAUGUUAAUGAAGAGGGUGUCGAUGAAGAGCGAUCUUUCCUAAUAUGCCGGCGCGCACUUGAAUCCAGUCCUAACAAUAAGUUAUUUUAUGUCUCAAGAUAUCGACGAAUACAUACUGUCGAAAGUCCUCUUCUUUCAACUAACGAACCAAAAGAAAGCAAAUCCAACGAUAGUUGCAAUGAAAAAGCUGUUGAAUCAACCGUUAAAAGUGUAGACAUUAACAGUAUUGUGCCUUCAAGUGAUACCAAAUGCAUUAUGAAUAAUAAAAAUGACAUAAAGACAACGUCCAACACUAUUAGUACAAUACAAUGGGCACCGUCUAUAAAACAGCAUUCAAUAAAUGAUGGCUCGGAUCAGAUUAGUAUAAAAGACAACUUGAUUUCUAUAAUAAAUCAAUGCGGAGAAACACGACUUCUUUCACAAAUAACUGUUAUUCCUAUCACAACAACAACUAAUGUCAACCAAUCAGUUGUGACGCCAACAUCUGUACUGUCCUCACAGUCGGACUCAGCUCAUGGUCCGUGUAAUCUCAAGCCAAUGACAAUAUGCAAGAAAUGUGGCUCUUUUUGUCACUCGGACUGUAUCGGGCCUUCAAAACUGUGCGUCGAGUGUUUGGUCAGAUGAUUGAAUAU